AUGGUUUUUAAAGAGUGGUUUAAAAUAAGAGAUGAGAAACGAAUUUCGGAAUUUUUGCAAAACAAAGAUGACAAAACCAAAGCACUGCAAGGGUUGAGAGGCGCUUUGAACUUUUUCGAUCAAAGGCAUACCGAAAAAUUGAGAAUUGUUCUUUAUGGAGGAUGUAGCUCAAUACUCAUCAAAACUAUCUUUGCUCCCAUUGAGCGACUUAAAAUUGAAUUACAAACAUGUAGGCAUUUAAAACGAUCAGUGAGACUUCAAACAUCCUCAACAGAGAUUAUCACUUAUGCAUUAAUAGGAACAUCUACUGCGAGCAUGGAUGUUCAUACACUUGUGAGGAAGAGAGGAUUAAGUGGUUAUAUCAAACAUGUAAUAGAGAAUGAAGGAUUUUCUGCCUUAUUUAGAGGAAAUGGGUUGAAUGUUUUGAGGGUUAUUCCUACCAGCUUUAUGAAAUUUGCUUUCUUUGACAUUUACAGACAUUUGAGCUCAUUUAUCUUUAGUUGUACUCCCUUUUUAUGUGCAAUUCCACAGAGUGAAAAAGACUUUCUUCUCAUCUUUUCCUCUGCACUCAUGAGUGGCUUUAAUCUUACCAUGUUUGCGUAUCCUUUAGACUUACUUAGAACACGACUCACUGUCGUUCCGUAUUACAGCAAGUAUCACUUCAAAGCCAAUUGGUAUCCUUAUAUGGGCACCUCCAUUCGAUGUCUAAGAGAGUUGAUUCGAAAUGAAGGUAUAUUUGCAUUAUGGAAAGGAAUGGGAACGUCAUUGGUUGGAGUAAUUCCCUACGUUACUUGUUCAUUAAGCUUUUACGAGUAUUUGAAAAGCACCAUUCACAAGAAAUUUGAAGAAACCUACGGAACCAUUGAGAAAGGAAGUACACUGGAUUUGGGUUUAAAGCUUUGCUAUGGAACCGUGAGUGCAUUUAUUGGAAAAACAAUUUCGUACCCUGCAGAUACCAUUCGAAGACGAAGACAAUUACUGGGAUGUAUGCCUUCCAUGCAUUCUGCAGCAGUCAUACCUCAUGGAGAUAUUGUUAAUAGUAGUAUUCCAACUCGGUCUCUUAUAAAAUUAGAGGCAGAUGAGUAUACAAGUGGUAUAAGUCGAUACGGUACUAAUGGUAUUAAGGUCAAUGAAGCUGUUUCUAAUAGCCACCUUGAACCAUUGUUCACUCAAGACGGAAGACCCAUGUACAGAAAUACAUUCCAUGCAUUCUCAAGAAUUGUACGGGAAGAAGGUUUCAGAGCCUUAUUUAAUGGAUGGAAGCUGAAUAUCUUCAAAGUAGUUCCUGGUAUGGCAUUACAUUUUGUGAUCUAUGAGCAGUUCAAGAACAUCUUUGGUUAUGACAAGGCAGUUCUUACAGAUGACCAGGACGUUGACGAUGAUGAAGAUGAUUUGUAA
This is a messenger RNA of Naegleria lovaniensis, 1398 nucleotides long. RefSeq lists its product as uncharacterized. The transcript is spliced from 4 exons. Lineage: Eukaryota; Heterolobosea; Eutetramitea; Acrasida; Naegleriidae. The record is from RefSeq and is a predicted model, not a curated record. Gene Ontology annotation, biological process: transmembrane transport. Bases 1 to 1398 code for a protein of 465 amino acids.